Molecule: messenger RNA, 1550 nt
Organism: Exophiala xenobiotica
Lineage: Eukaryota; Fungi; Ascomycota; Eurotiomycetes; Chaetothyriales; Herpotrichiellaceae
Exons: 1
Coding region: 132-1133 (333 amino acids)
Molecular function (GO): dioxygenase activity
Source: RefSeq, a predicted model, not a curated record
AUUGAAUCUGACUCGUACGGUUUAACCUUUAAUCCCUUUCCACAACUCCGUCAUGGUACAAUUGUCAGCUCCGAAGUCCGACAACGCAGACGAGCAAAGUUGACAAGCGAGUCUCGACGACGGCGUCUUUGAUGUACGCAGAAUCGACAGACAUGGAGGAUCCUCCUUUCGUAGCGCCGCCUCCUGGGCCGCCACCACUCUUAUCUGACCAACAGCUACUCUGUCUGGCUCGACAAGGCUGGCUCUGCGUUGACCUGCCGGAUGCUUUAUCGAACAGUAUCGAUGAGGUAUUACAAUGCUCACUAGAAUUCUUUCGCGACGCUACUCAGCCCAAAGCUGAACUGUAUCCGAGCAAGCUAGGAACAGAAUUCGGCUACUACCAUGUUGAAGACGAAAAGGAGUACGUGACUUUCCGCUGUCACGUCCAUGGCGGUACCAAGCCGGCUGCAAACAGUACGGUGUCGGUGUCUCCAGCGGCUAAACUUGAGGGGAAGGUUGCCCAAGCAUGGCGUGAGGCCGGACUAUUCUUGUUCCGCAUCCUCUGCGACAUCUCUCGAGCUAGCGAUCUUGACCUCUCAGCCUGGAGUGAUAUCUUGGAUGGCACUUUGUCGAUGCCCGAAACCGAACAAGAAAUGACGUACACCCUGAUGCGGCUGUUCCGAUAUCUGCCCACGACCGGCGUCGCUGAUCCACAUACUGAUCUGGGCCUGCUCACGUUGUGCGUCGGCGAUGGCGAAGGGCUACAAGCUCUGGAUCGAUUGGAGUCGUCAAGAGACACUCCGGUAUGGGUGAACGCUCCUUUUGGGACUCGUAAGGGUACGGUCUUGAUUGGGGAAACUAUGAAAGCACUAUCGUCUGGUACAGUCAAUACUGGAUUUCACAGAGUGGUCGGCAACCCUAACGGCAGAAGCAGUGUGGUGUUCGCGCUCAGACCGUCCAAUCGACAUGACAUCGAUUUCGCCCUGUUCGGAGGCGAAGGCGUGGUUAGUGCGACUGAUUUAUGGAAGAGUGUGCAGGCUGGUAAAGUCAACAUCAACAGCAUCAAGGAGCUUCGGGACAAGCAGCGCGCGAAAUUUCGCCCCACGCCACCGAAAGCUGCAAACACUGAAACUGUGACGAUGGGUCAGGGAUAGUCGACACAGGCCCCAGGACCAACAGGAGUAUCGGAUACACAGACCAGAGUGAAUGCAGAGGGUGCCCUUUGGUCAUUGCCCUGGAACAGCUGCUCUCCUGCCAGUGAGAAGAAAAGGAUCAUUGUGGUGUUCCUCACCCAAGAUGGCUCUGCUGGUUGCUGCGAGAAAAGUCAGCUGUACGCUAUGCUCCCAGUCGAGGCACAGGGCGAGACAAUCGGCAGCACGCCCACACCGAAUGCAGGUUCGGAGGUACAGUAUUCUGGGGUCGUUCGAGCGACUUGGGCUCCUGGGCGGCGAGGCGAGUCAAGGUUCUCACAAGCAUCCCGGUGGCUCACCGGCCUAGAUACGAGGGAGCCCCGACGGUAGAAAGAAACUUCGGGCUGCAUAGUAUCCUCUAGUCUAAUGGGUACAUCACUG